CCAACGCCACCGGAGAAGCAGAAAACAAGGAGACCCAAGACCGAGGUGCGUGUGUGAAUUUCCCUCAUUGUUAAAAGUCGGUUUCUACAGCUACGAGCGAUUCAGCAUUUUAAGGAGCCUGGCGGAACGUGCGAGAGUGGGUACAAAAAGAAGACGGGUGCCCUGCGCACUAGCUGCUGCAUCCUCCCUCUCCUCUCCAUCUCAUCCCUGCUCCUUCUCUGCCUCUGCGCUUUUAAAAGACUCCCAGCUCCCUCGUCCAGAAUUCGCCCCAGUGAUUUAUUACUUAUUGCAAACCGUGAGCUGCCCUUCUUCUUUUGUCGGAGUUUGAGCCACAUUUCUGUGCUCCUGGAAGUCUACCGCCUGCAGCCUUAAGAAUUGACCGGACUCAGUUAGUAGCUUUAGUCUUGCCGAUAUAAGCGGAUCAUCGAGAGGACCUUGCACAGAGUCAAAGGGACUGGAAAUUAUUUUAGCCCACUCACAACACCGUACCGCAUGGUGGGAAUUUCUGCCUCUUUUCAGUAUCGCACUGGGAAGCGCACCACCAUGCCCGACUCACCUGCGGACGUCAAGACACAGUCCAGGUUGACCCCUCCCACCAUGCCGCCCCCACCCAGCACACAGGGAGCACCCCGCAACAGCUCCUACACUCCCACCACAUUAACCAACGGCAGUAGCCACUCCCCCACGGCCCUCAACGGUGCUCCGUCUCCUCCCAAUGGCUACAGCAACGGUCCUAGCUCCUCCUCCUCCUCCUCGCUGGCCAACCAGCAGCUGCCACCGGCCUGCGGCGCCCGGCAGCUCAGCAAGCUCAAACGCUUCCUCACUACACUGCAGCAGUUUGGGAACGACAUUUCGCCCGAAAUCGGGGAGCGGGUCCGCACGCUAGUGCUUGGGCUAGUGAAUUCCACGCUAACCAUUGAAGAAUUUCACUCCAAGCUCCAAGAAGCCACCAACUUCCCUCUGCGACCUUUUGUCAUCCCCUUUCUGAAGGCCAACCUGCCGCUCCUUCAGAGGGAGCUGCUGCACUGCGCCCGGCUGGCCAAGCAGAACCCGGCGCAGUACCUGGCCCAGCACGAGCAGCUGCUGCUGGACACCAGCACCACCUCGCCAGUGGACUCAUCUGAACUCCUGCUGGACGUCAAUGAGAACGGCAAGAGAAGGACGCCGGACAGAACCAAAGAGAACGGCUUCGAGCGAGACGCUGCCCUGCACCCAGACGUGCACCCCAGCAAGAGGCCCUGCACCAUAAGCCCCGCCCAGCGUUUCAGUCCGUCCAAUGGGCUUUCCUACCAGCCCAACGGCCUCCCCCACCCGGGCCCCCCCCCUCCACAGCACUACAGGCUGGACGACAUGGCCAUCGCCCAUCACUACCGCGACACGUACAGACACCCCGCCUCCAACCACCGCGACAUCCGGGAGAGGGCCAGGCCCAUUGGUAUGCAUACAGGUACCAGGCAGGAGGAAGUGAUUGACCACAGACUGACAGACAGAGAGUGGGCAGAGGAGUGGAAGCACCUUGACCAUCUGCUGAACUGCAUCAUGGACAUGGUGGAGAAGACGAGGCGCUCGCUGACGGUGCUGCGGCGGUGCCAGGAGGCCGACCGCGAGGAGCUCAACUACUGGAUCAGGCGAUACAGCGACGCGGAGGAGCUGAAGAAGGGAGCUGCUAGCGGUCAGUCGCGGCAGCAGAGCCCCGCGGGGCAGGACAACGCAACACCAGAAAUUCACCGGGAGCUGCUGCACCGACCUCUGUCUUCUGGCUACGUCCCUGAAGAAAUCUGGAAGAAAGCUGAAGAGGCGGUGAACGAGGUGAAGCGCCAGGCCAUGUCGGAGCUGCAGAAGGCCGUGUCGGAGGCCGAGCGCAAGGCCCACGAGAUGAUCAGCAGCGAGCGGGCCAAGAUGGAGCGCACGGUGGCUGAGGCCAAGCGGCAGGCGGCCGAGGACGCACUCUCUGUAAUCAACCAGCAAGAGGACUCCAGUGAGAGCUGCUGGAACUGUGGCCGCAAAGCUAGCGAGACAUGCAGCGGCUGCAACACGGCACGCUACUGCGGCUCUUUCUGCCAGCACAAGGACUGGGAGAAGCACCACCACGUCUGCGGCCAGACCCUGCAGGCCCAGCAGCAGCAGGCCAGCCAGCAGCAGGGGGGCGGCCCGGGGCCCGAGACCCCCGCCCCCGUCAGCUCCUCCGCCUGCACCCCCAGCAGCGGGGCCGGGAGUCCAGCCGCCACCCCGCCUGCCGCUACCCCGCGUUCCUCCACCCCCGGCACCCCGUCCUCCUCCGCCCUGGAUGGCACACCGCGCUAAGAGACUCAGGCGGAGGACGGGGGCGCGGGACCCUCGGCUCCUCGGCCCCCACAAACACAAUGACUGUCUAAAUUGCCUCGCAAAGAUGCUAAGCUAACGCGGCUCACAGAGAGAGGUGGCAAUGCUUCUGUCUAUCUUGCAGUGUAGUCAUAGCAGGAGGAGGAGGAGGAGGUCCAUAAUCGGGUCAUAUUGACUUGCCAUGACUUUAAAGAAACACAAAGAUAUUCUUUGUUUUUAAUGAAUUAAUUAAAUAUCGACGUCCUUUUAUUGUUACUAUUGCUAUUCUUGUUGUCUAUGUUUGUCGUUGUGCCUGUUGUUGUUGUUGAUGUCGUUGCUUAUCUUCCUUUUUCCUGUAAAUAUUAAGAGACUGAGCAGAGAUAGCCGUGAACUCAAGACAAGUAUAUCUGACCUCCCCAUUUUUGUUUAAAUUUUUUUUGUUUGUUUGUUUGUUUCUUCCUUGAAAUGAAAUGCUUAUUUCCUUCCUGUACCUGGGACAUGAAACUAGUCAACCUCAAGAAGACACUUUACCAAACGACAUACCAAGGGAACACAACUAGCUAGCAGAGCGAUCGAAGUCACCGAUAUCCUUUGUAAAGAAAGAUAUUAGAUUUAAGUACCCUGACAGACAUGCAGACGGAUGGACAGACACACACGUACGCUGCCUGGACAUGUGAGAGGGACGGACUGAAUCUCUGGCCUGCAGUCGGCCACGGAGCGGGCAGAUGUGCAGCAGAUUGUAAGGAGAGCCAGCUGUUCAUCCAGUGUUAUUUCCCUCUCACUUGUAAUAAUAUCCAGGUCAGUGGGCUGGGAAAUACAAAUCUCCCCGAAGGAUGUAAAAGGAAGAAUUCUUGGACAAGAAACAAAAAAACCUUGCCCAUUGCACAUGUGACGGUUGUAUCGAUUACUGCUCGCACGCGUACGCCCGGCGGGGUCACGGAGGCUCUCUGCCAGGAAGUGAAGUCAUCAUCCCGCCGGCGAGACUGUCAGAUCCCCGCGACAGCAGCCGCGGCCGGGAUGUUUCGAGCUGAGAGCCGGCAGGGAGCUCCCACUGCGGCCCCGGCACUCCCGUCCUGUCUCAGCUCUCGCCCUGAAAAAAACAUUUCCAUCUCUCCUCAUCUUCUUUUCCUCUUUUUUCUGUAGAUGUCAUGGUGUUAAAGACUUCUGUCCUGUGGUGUCACCAAUGGUUAUUUAUUGUAUAUGUGUUGGACCAGUGUGACGAUGCAUAGUACUUCAACCAGUCACAACUCAAAGUCCUCCAUCUCUCUCUCUCUCUCUCUCCCUCUCUCUCUCUCUCUCUCUAGCUGGUGCAAAAAGAGAUAAAAAAGAAGUGUUAUCUUUUUUCCGAGCUGCUUUUCUAUUCUGUGUGUAAGUGGUAGAUCCCUUGUAGCUCUUUAAGUUGUUUUUUCCCCCCUUUGUCCUCCAGAAAAGACAAGCUAUAUCUCAGAGCUGCUACUUGAGUCCAACCCAGAUCUUUUCUGAGAACUAGCAUGUUGCGCGGAAUGCUCCCCUAAAUGUUUUGUACAAGGGACAUACAUAAAUGUAUUUGCACUGUCACAGAGGUUAUUUCGGCAUGCUUCUUUUCAGCAUACUUGUUUUGUCGGUAUAGAGCCAUACUUCACAAAUCAAUUUUUUGUAUGUAGUGCUAGCGAUAUUUGUUCUGUGCAUUUUUAUUUUUUAUUUUUUUUUUUGUAAAGUUGGAAGAAAUGUAAAAUCACCAAACCCACUUAUUAAUGUUUUUCUCUCAACAUGCUAACGAAAGCAGUCAUAACUUUUCUUUUGAAUAGUUACAGACAGUGCAUGCACAUUACUGAACGUUCGUUAAAUAUUUGUUGUUAUUUUUUAGAAAAACUGAAGAAAAAAAGGACCAAAAAAAGAAAAAAAAGAAAGAAAAAAAAACAAACAAACAAAAAAUUACUCUAAGAAACUAAUUUUCCAAAUGCAGAGGUGUAGACUCCGAUUGACAGCUUUAACAUUGCAGAGCACCAGGUAACACACAGUAUUAACACAAGAGAUAAACAAAAAAAAAAAAAAAAAAACACCGAAAACAGCCAAAGACUGACACCAAGGACCAAAAUUCUGACUUAGAAGAUUUCAAAGGAGGUUUGUUCACUCAAACAUUUGGUUAUUUAUUUCUGCCGCGGCUUUGUUCAUGCAUUCAUGCAACAAAACCAAUUUCAGUGUCAUGAAAGUCAUUUACUUUAAUCCUUUCUGGAAAGAGCAAACCAGUGGCAGUCGUCUUGCCUUGUGAAAUGAGAAGGUGUGAAUGAAAACAUUAUGAACAUUUCGCAGCAGUGUUACAUUCGAACUGGAGCAAUAAUAACCAAUGUGACAUGUACACUAAUGACUUCUGUAUCCAUUUUCCAAGGAAUUUUGAGGUAUUUUAUGAGGGUUUUCUCCCUCAUUUGUACUUUUUCUCAUUACACAAAUGUCAGAUUAUACACCCAUGUCAGCUUUAAGCAGUUAAGUUUGUGAUCCUAAAAGAGGGGAAUGUGAGACUGGGCUUUUCACACCGAUACUGUUUGCAGUCGUUUUAUAUUUAUUUAUAUCUGCUUGUGUCAUUUUUGCUGUUGGGAUGGAAUAUCGAAUGCAGUUUUAUGAUAAACCUUCAACGUGAAUCUAACAAACCUCUGACUGACAGUAAGAGAGCACUUACCCUGACGCACACAAAGGCUCUUUUCCCCAAACACUUUGGUGCUACACAGAAGCGCGUUAAAGAAUUCUGACCUCAAGGAACAAGCGGAGGCCCACAAAGGCUCUGCGGUUCGCUCCAGAGCCUCCUCCCUCAGUCCUUCCUCAUCUCUCCCUUCUUCUCGUCUAAAUGAAAAGAAACACCUGCAUUCUUGACUCUAAAGGGUUAAAACAAUCCAAAAAGGUGUCUGACACCCUACUUGCGACUCCUCAGAAGCUGUGAAGAAACAGCCAAGCUGUUUUAACACUAGUGUUUUUGAAAGUAUACAACAAGUAAUGUGUGUGUUCAUCGUUAUCAGGGCAAAACCUGGGUUAAAAAAAAAAAAAAAACAAAACACAAAAAAAGAGAAAAAAAAAACUAAGACGAACAUUAUCGCUCAAUGAUUCUUUGAAAAGCUCUAUCUUUUCUUUCUUCCCUCCUCUAUGUGUGUUUUGCUACAAAUUCCUCGGUGGCAAACAAGUUUCACUCUACCUCUUACAGCACGAUAAGAGCACCAGUCGCGGCGCUGAUACUGGUCUAGUCGAACCAAAUGGGCACAAGUGAACAGGAAAAUAAAAAAAAACCCAAAGUCAAAGCUCAUACAGCUGCAAAACCAUAUCACUACUUGGUAACAAUGCAGACCUCAUGAAUAAAUGAAACAUAAAAUGAAUAGAAAUGAGAAAAAAAAACAACAGAAAUUUUGUUUUGUUACGUUCCUUUAUGCCUGUGGCGUUUCUAGAAUACAUCAAGUUUGAACUGUUUGAACAG
Molecule: messenger RNA, 5740 nt
Organism: Myripristis murdjan (pinecone soldierfish)
Lineage: Eukaryota; Metazoa; Chordata; Actinopteri; Holocentriformes; Holocentridae
Gene: runx1t1
Product: RUNX1 partner transcriptional co-repressor 1
Exons: 11
Coding region: 493-2304 (603 amino acids)
Biological process (GO): negative regulation of DNA-templated transcription; DNA-templated transcription
Cellular component (GO): nucleus
Molecular function (GO): transcription corepressor activity
Source: RefSeq, a predicted model, not a curated record